UUCCUUUGCCGACCUUGUUCCAUGGUGUCCUUCGCUAUGUUGUUCUGUUUGGGCACGGUCCUGAGCUUGUCCCAUCGCGUAUUUAGUUUAGGUUCCCUGUGUUCUGCCCCCCUCAAUGGUGGAACAGCAGCUCCCGGCGACCCUUACUGGCUUGAAACCAUCAAACACCAAGGAACCUCUGCGUUCAAUCCGAACCCAAGCUCGUACCAAGUUUUCCGCAAUGUCAAAGACUUUGGCGCCACGGGUAACGGUGUUACUGACGACACUGCCGCAAUCAACGCAGCAAUGUCUUCAGGAGGACGCUGCGGUGGAGGUACCUGUCCUUCAUCUACCGUUACCCCGGCUAUCGUCUACUUUCCGCAAGGAACAUACUUGGUUUCUUCAGCAAUCAACACGUAUUACUAUACUCAGAUGAUUGGUGAUGCGAGGAACCCACCGACUCUCCUGGCAUCCCCCAAUUUCUCCGGGUUUGCUGUCAUAGACGCUGAUCCUUAUAUUCCCAACGGCUACGGCGCUCAGUGGUUCGUCAAUCAAGAUAACUUCUAUCGUUCGGUGCGGAACUUGAUCAUCGAUUUACGGCAGAUUCCCGCUUCGACAUCUGCUAUCGGCCUGCACUGGCAAGUGUCGCAAGCUACGUCUCUAAUUAAUGUCGUUGUAGAAAUGUCGACCGCCUCAGGCAACAACCAUCAAGGCAUGUUUAUGGAAAAUGGGAGUGGUGGUUUUAUGGGAGAUAUUGUUUUUAAUGGAGGAAAAUACGGCAUUCAAGUUGGAAACCAGCAAUUUACCAUCCGGAACUUGACAGUCAAUAACGCCAACAUAGCUGUAUCCGGUAUCUGGAAUUGGGGCUUUACGUUUCAGGGAGUUACCAUCAAUAAUUGUCAGGUUGGCUUCGACUUGGCUACGGGCGGUACUAACCAAUCGACCCAAUCUGUCGGUUCUGAGGCUAUUAUCGAUGCUGUAGUAACAAAUACUCCCAUUUUCGUUCGCACAUCCACUGCAAGUAAUGGGAAAUUGGGAGGCUCACUCGUUUUGAAUAACAUAAAACUGAACAACGUUCCCAUUGCAGUAGGGGUCAAUAACGGUCCCACAGUGCUUACCGGUGGUACUGUCACGAUUACAUCUUGGGGACAAGGGAACGUUUUCACUGGAACCAGUGGCACGCCGACCUUUACGCAGGGAAACAUCGUGUCGGCUAACAAGCCAUCAUCGCUUCUGGAUAGCUCCGGUAAAAUAUUUGGCAAAUCCCACCCUCAGUAUGCAAACUACGCAGCAAGCCAGUUCAUCAGCGUCAAGAGUCAGGGUGCCGCUGGCGACGGCCAUACGGAUGACACAGCAGCGAUUCAGAAUGUUAUCAAUCAGGCAAGUGAUACUUAUGCUGGAUGCAUGAUUAUCUUUUUCGACGCGGGCACCUACUAUGUUACGAAUACCAUCGCCAUCCCAGCGGGUACACAAAUCGUUGGCGAGGCGUGGUCCGUGAUCCUUGCAGGUGGAAGUGCAUUUCAAAAUCAGAACAGUCCGAAGGUCGCCAUCCAAGCUGGCACUGCCGGCUCCACUGGCUUGAUGGAGAUCAGUGAUAUGAUCUUAUCCACUGCAGGACCCGCCCCUGGUGCCAUUUUGCUCGAAUGGAACGUCCACGACCCAUCCGGACAGCAAGGAGCUGCGGGACUCUGGGACACUCACAUUAGGCAUUCUGCGGGAACCAAUAUGCAGGCCAGUCAAUGUCCGUCUGGAUCAGUGAACACUAAUUGCCAGGCGGCCUUCCUCGGCAUACACCUCACAUCGGGGUCUAGCGCAUAUUUUGAGGGUACAUGGGUAUGGACUGCUGACCACGACCUGGAUGCUGGCAACUCAGCACAGAUCAGUGUAUUCACUGGGCGCGGCGUCCUCUCUCAAUCUGCUGGCCCUGUUUGGUUAAUCGGAACUGCCUCGGAGCACGCUGCGCUUUACCAAUACAACUUGGCUAGUGCACAGAACCACUGGAUUGGGUUUGUGCAAACUGAGACACCUUACUAUCAACCUGUUCCCGCUGCCCCAGCGCCCUACAGCAGCACGUCCGUUUACAGUGAUCCAUCGUUUUCCAGCAACAUCAACAUGGCAUGGGGCAUGUGGGUGCAAAACUCAUACAAUAUCAUCUUAUUUGGCACUGGCUUUUAUAGCUUUUUCCAAAAUUACGCGCAAAGUUGCUUGAACACGUGGAGUUGUCAAUCCCAGAUUUUCAACGUUGAUUCAAGUUCGACUAUUACAGUUUACAGUCUCUCAACCGUUGGCACGACAUAUCAACUCAGCGUGUCGCAAAACGGGAUCGUGAAUGAGAGUAGUAACCAGGACGGCUUCCAGGAAACACUCACAGUUUGGAGU
Molecule: messenger RNA, 2358 nt
Organism: Pisolithus orientalis
Lineage: Eukaryota; Fungi; Basidiomycota; Agaricomycetes; Boletales; Pisolithaceae
Product: glycoside hydrolase family 55 protein
Exons: 23
Molecular function (GO): polygalacturonase activity
Source: RefSeq, a predicted model, not a curated record